AUGACUACCGACUAUGCCGCACUGUUGGCAUCAGCACGGGCCACCCUCCUUGCACGGCGGCAAGAGGAGGCGGCGACAAGGACAGCGGCUGGCCAUGCCCUGGUCUCCUCGCUCCAGGCAUCGGCAGCACUCGCCGCAGCAGCUGGUCCUCCUCCGCCUGCAGUGGCGGCGGUCGAUGGUGAUGCAUAUCUGAGGCCAUCGCCAAAUGAGGCUGCCGCUGCCGUGGCAAAGUCAACCGCAGAGUGGCGCGCUGCCCGCUUGCAGCAGGUCCGUGCUCAGGAGGCUCUCCGUGCCUCGCUCGUCCGCGAUGCCUACGCCGAGAAGACCGCCCUUCUGAGGGCUGAUCGCGAGGCCCGCGCACAGGCUCUGGCUGCCGAGGCCAAUGCUGCGCGGGCAAAGGUGCUCGAGGACGAGCUCGAGCAGCACUCGCAGCGGCUGGGCAAGGCUCACCAGAAUGCUGCCCUCGAGGUCCGCCGCGCCGUCGCCCGCGAAGGCAACGAGCUCAAGGCCGCACUGGCGGCGUACGAUGCCCAGCAGGAGCGGUACCUGGCGGCGCUUGAGCGUCUGCGCGGGAGCAAGGCUGCUCAGUCGGCGCGUGCUCGUGCUGCGGCGCAGCGGCGGGAGUUGGUCAAGGACAUCGAAGCGCAGCGGGCGGCAGCCGCAGCCGCAGCAGGGGCCCGCCGUCGCGAGGUAGCCGCAGCCGAGGCUGGCGCUGUUGUCCCAGACCUUCCGCGCGACCCAAUGGCCGCCAUCCUCGCCGGAAAGCCAUCGCGAGCGCUAGUGCCGGAUCCAGCGCUCAAGUACGCGGUGACGAGGUUCAACGCGGCGCCGCUGGUGCCCGAUGUCACGCUUCCGCCCGAGGCCAAGCCCGCUGUUGCACCGCGGCCGCGCGAGACUGCGUUUGACGCCGCUGAGCGGGUGCGCACGACCGUGCGAGCCGAGGCGAGCAAGGCUGAGGAUCGAGCCCGUGCCCGCGGCGACGCAGCCAUGGCCAAGGAGACCCGCGCGAGGCGCAACCAUGCGACUGAGGAGCUGCUUGUUGCCGCCGAGCGCGAAGACCGAAAGCGCAAGGUGGCCGCUACCGUCAAUCGCGCCCGCUCGCUGGUGGCGCAAGGUGGGCACAAGCUCCGUUCGGGCGUUACUGACAUUGACGAGCGGCGAAAGCAUGCUGAGCUCGAGGCAGCGUUCGAGGACAUGUUUGUGCCAUCGGCCUCGCCGCCGCAGGGAAAGGUUGACGCCCUUGGUGCGCUCGUCUGGCAAGAAGCAGCGCCAGGCGUCGAGCUCCCGCGCCCAUUCUCGCCGACGCCAACACCCGCGCCCGACCCAGCACUCGCGUUCGGUUCGCCGACGCGUGACUCGCCCAUCAAGACCGAUCUGCGCGACGCAGUCGAUGCGUACAAGACAGCCCGCGAGGACGCGGUUCGUGCCGACAUGGCCGGCUCGCCGUCGGCCGACCCGAACAACGCCGACGCGCGUACAGUUCACAAGCCGCUCGACCUGCUCCGUUUUGUCCGCGAGACCGCGUACGACGUCGAUGACACUGGGUUCGAGGCCUCGCCAUCACACCUUGCGCGACUGCAGGAGACUCUUGUCCGCGCUCUUCCCGCGGUCUCGGCUGAGGCACUCACGUACUCGCCGUCCAAAGUCCAGAUCCUGGCCUCGACGGCCGAGAUCGGCUCACCAGCGUGGAACCCGGUGAUGGACGCGCUCGCAGCCGGGCGGCUACCGUCACCAAAGAUGGAUACGCCCGAGAAAAUGACGAUGGCCUCGCCGUUUGCGGUCACGCCGCUCUCGCCGUCGCCGUCGCCCGAAGACGCGGCAACAGCGGGGCGCGACGGUGACAAUGAGCAGCCCGCCUCGCCGGUGGCUUCGCCAACCAAGAUGCAAACUUCGGCCUCGUCGAUUCGUGACGAGUUUACCGCCUUUCGCCAGAGCAUGACCAUCCCACUGGGCGGAGUCGACCUCGAGGCGUCCGAGUCGGUCAUCCGCGACGUCGCAGCCCGGGAGGAGGAGCGUUCGCAAGUGCUCGACUUGUUGCUUACCAGCAUGCGGGCGUCACCCAAGCCCCAGGCCCUUGAUCUUGUUGAUCCGCCGCUCUCGCCCGAUGCACAGGCUCGGGCCGCUGCCAAGCGCGCCGAGCUCGAGGCCCGCUCUGCCGCACGCGCCGCCGCCGUCAAGUCGCGCGCCGACGCCCGCAAGCGGAGCCGCGCCGAGCAGCCUACGGGCGCCGCUACAGGCGCCGCCACAGGCGAGUCGCGACAGUCCGCGCCACGUGCCCAGACGAGGCCUCGGCGGGCUAAGAUCAACAAGCGCGAGAUGCAGGCCCGGACACGGCGGAUGGUCCGCAAGCUCCCCGAGGUCCAGGCCCGCGAGCGAGAGUCGGCCAAGGCCCGCGAUGCCAAGACCCGAGUCGAGCGCGCCCGGGCAUAUGAUGCCGAGCUGCGGAAGAAGAAGCGGAGCCGUGCAAAGGAGCCAAGUUUGUAA
Thecamonas trahens ATCC 50062 is the source of this 2484-nucleotide messenger RNA. RefSeq lists its product as uncharacterized. The transcript has a single exon. NCBI's taxonomy places the organism in Eukaryota, Apusomonadida, Apusomonadidae. The record is from RefSeq and is a predicted model, not a curated record. Bases 1 to 2484 code for a protein of 827 amino acids.